Messenger RNA from Xyrauchen texanus (razorback sucker), 3690 nucleotides. It is a transcript of the gene npas1, whose product is annotated as neuronal PAS domain protein 1. Bases 290 to 2611 code for a protein of 773 amino acids. The transcript is spliced from 12 exons. Gene Ontology annotation, biological process: regulation of transcription by RNA polymerase II. NCBI's taxonomy places the organism in Eukaryota, Metazoa, Chordata, Actinopteri, Cypriniformes, Catostomidae. The record is from RefSeq and is a predicted model, not a curated record. Gene Ontology annotation, molecular function: DNA-binding transcription factor activity, RNA polymerase II-specific; RNA polymerase II transcription regulatory region sequence-specific DNA binding; protein dimerization activity.
CUUGUAGCAGCAGACCGCUCUGUUCUUUUGUGCAAGCAGUUGGGAUUGUUCUCGGCCCCUUCUGUCACCCCCUGAGUGUGCUGUGGAGUGAGUGGAGGGGAGGGUCACCGUUCGGUUAUCCAGACGGGUCCUGGGCCAUCUGAGGAAGAGGAGGAGGGAGUGCACCUGCCCCCGAAAACAGCUGCUCAGAGCUGGACAUGCACAUCAGCUCUUCUGCUGGGGGUCUCGGACUGACAUAGCCUCGGCCAAUCACAGACUGAAUUAGAGGUGGCGGCCCGUAUAGGGCGUGAUGGCGGCCAUGCCGUUCGUCAGCGAGGGGAAGUGUGUGAGCGUGGAGUGGGACUUCCUACAGGGGCUCCUUGCCAAACCACCCACCUUACCCUGCUUGCAAAACUUGAGGAAGGAGAAGUCGCGCAAUGCCGCUCGUUCUCGGCGGGGCAAAGAGAACUUUGAGUUCUUUGAGCUGGCGAAGAUGCUGCCCCUCCCUGGCGCAAUCACCAGCCAGCUAGACAAAGCUUCCAUCAUCCGCCUCACCAUCAGUUACCUGCACAUGAGACACUUUGCCAGUCAGGGAGACCCGCCCUGGAGCCCUCUACUGGAAGGAGAGAACAGCUGCAACAAGGUGAGAAGAACAAGUCAUUCAUUGAUCAAAGACAUAUUUGAGCAGCAUCUUGGAGCUCAUCUACUACAGUCUCUGGAUGGAUUUGUGUUCGUUGUCAGUCAAGAAGGCAGAUUCCUUUAUAUCUCUGAGACUGUCUCCAUCUACCUUGGCCUUUCACAGGUUGAGUUAACUGGCAGCAGCGUAUUUGAUUAUAUUCACCCCGCGGACCAUGUCGAGAUGGCAGAGCGUCUUGGCAUUAAGCCACACCUCCGGGCGGAGGCAGGCUGUCAAACGUCCCAUGAAAGUGCUUCAAGUUCUGCCUCCACAUCUUCAUUGGCAGGAACUCCAGAACCAGCCCCAUCCAGUCCUUGUUCUCCUGUCAGUGAGUUGGCAGAACGUGGCUUUUUCAUCCGGAUGAAAUCCACCCUUACCAAGCGUGGCCUCCACGUAAAAUCUUCUGGUUAUAAAGUGAUUCAUGUGACAGGUCGUAUUCGCUGUCGGCCUGCCCUGGUGCCUGGCUCCUUCCGUCCUUUGCAUCGGCCAAUGGGAUUAGUCGCUCUGGCUCACACGCUUCCGCCUUCCAUGGUUAAUGAGGUGCGCAUGGAAAGUCACAUGUUUGUGUUCCGAGUCAACAUGGACUUACAAGUCACCUACUGUGAGAACAGGAUUUCAGAGUAUAUGGACCUCAGUCCAGCAGAGGUGGUUGGACACACCUGCUAUCACUUCAUCUAUGUGGAAGACCUGGACACCAUCAGGCAGAGCCAUGAAGACUUGCUGCGGAAAGGGCAGGUUGUGACGGGGUAUUAUCGUUGGUUGCAGAAGAGAGGAGGGUAUCUAUGGAUUCAAUCUUGCGCUACUGUGUCCAUUAACCACAAAGCGCCCCAUGAGCGCAAUGUCAUCUGGGUUAACUAUGUGCUCAGUCGACCAGAGCUGGCAGACAUGCCUCUGGACUUAUUACAACUCCCAGAAAGCCUGAGGGCAGAGCGGCUUCAAGCAUGCUCCUCCCCACGCAACACUUCCCCAAAUGCACAAGGGUCAACAGUCACGCAGCCAUUGAAAGGCAGUGCAGUUAGUACUGAGCCAGACCGCAAACGGAAGGAACCCUACUCGCACUCCAGCCAAUCAGAGGACACCAGGAAGAGAUCCCACCAUUCCGAUCCUGAAAGCGUUCCUCCAGAGCCGAGAAGGCGGUUGGAGGUGUUCCGGCAGAGAGAGGAAAGCCCAUCUACCUCCUUGGACCAAGCCAGUGACAGUGAGGUAGAAGAAGAGGAGGAGAGAGAGAAUGAGUGGGACCAUACUCCGAGCAACAAACGGGUAAAGAGUGAGAAUGGGGCAUUGAGACAAGGCAAUGGUUCCAAUGGAGCAGAUGAGAUCCAUAAUGGCCGAGCUGUGAUCCAGCAUCUAAAGAGCGCUGUGACCAGUUCUAGCUCAAAUAUCAAGAUGGAACAGGAGGUGAUGGGGACAAGUAUAGGCUCAGGGUCUGGGAGACGUUGGAGCCAACCUCCACCCAGCUCGCAUGCAUCCAGUGGAGGAACAAACAGCAGCAGUCCACCUUCUCAGCCUCCAAAUUCCACCCCAUCUGAAGCUCAACCCAAGAGUCUGUUCAACCCACCAUCCCCAACCAUGUCUCCACCCAUCUCAGCCUUGCCCCUACCUAGAGAUGAUCGGUCAAUUCACGGAGGGUGUGUUCCGGACUUUGAGCUACUCCAGAGACUGACUGCGAGUGGGGCAGCGGGACGCAUGCUCUUUCACCCCUUGGCUCUUGGUCCACAGGGGCCUCAGAGUCUCUACGCUCCCAGUACUAUUCGCUAUGCCCCACCUGAGAUGCCUACAGUGCAAAGACACCGCUCAGACCACACCACCAAAACUCCAGCUUUCUUCCCCCACCUCCAGAGGAUCACUUCUCUGCCUCCCUUCAGUGGCUUUUCCCCCACAGAACCGCCCUUUACUCCAAAUCUGCCCUUCUGUAUGAAUGGACUGAGGGGGGCUGCUGGGACAGAUGAGGAUUGAGAGAGAAAAUAGAGAGAGAAGAUAAUGAAAAGGGGAGGCAGUGGCAGAGAUGAUAGGGAAUAGGGCACAAUGCUAAAAAAGGGACUAAAGAAAGUUUGUCAAACAGUCUUCCCAGUGUCCUCUCCAGUUUCUUCUGUGUAAAUUUGUUAGUGUGUCUUCCUCUCUCUGGACAAAACAGUUAAAGCCAUACUGAAUAUAUGAAGGACAUCAGGCAAUGACAUGUUAGGGGUAAUUGAUAGGGCCAAAGGGUCUGAGCAUUUGGAUGUAUAGAGGAUGCAUCGUAGGCAGGGGGAGAACUAAGAACAUUAUACUUUACAGUAAAAAUUAAAAGAUACUCAAGCCAGCAUUUGGUGUUCCUCAGCUUCCACACCAGCAGAACCCUCUGAAGAACCUCAAGGCACCCUUUAAAGGAGCAUCAAAUAUUAUAUUUAUGUACUCUAGGAACUUAAAGACAUAGUUAAAAGAGUCUUGAAGCCCUUACCUUAUGAUAGGGUUACUGAAGGAACCAUUGACAGACCUUAAGAGCUUUUUAUAGUUCUUGCAGGAACAAAGACUUAGUUUCUUAGGGAAAUGAAAGGGUGUCUGGAGGAUCUCCAAAAGGCUCUACCUGUGUGGCAUCUGAGGAACCACAUAUUGUGCCUUGAAUAUCUUUUAUUUUUUUGCAGAGCGGGCCCACUAAGGUGGCCUACUCAUUGGGCACAUGAGAGAGGGGGCCCACCUAUAAAUGUUUUGUGAAUUAAUUUAAGCAGCGGUCCUGGGAUAUGCAAGUAUGGACAAAAGCAGCAUGGCAGGCAAUUGCCAAAAAAGACAUUCCAAUGAAAAGAUACAGAAGAAAGCACAGUCCACAGAGGGAUCAUACUAAUAAUGUGAGUUUAGAACUUUUGAACACUGUAGAAUUUUAAUUUUUGUAAAAGAAAAAAGAUAAUUGUCUUUAAGCAAAAUGAAUCAUUUGAAAAAUGUUUUCACAUCCAUAUAUAGCCAACGCUGCAAUUGGACAAUGCAUAUGUUCAAAGGCUCUAAAAACCCUAUGACCCACAAGUAUCAUGGACAAACUUUCCUAUCAAGUAAAUUCUGGUCUG